Messenger RNA from Fusarium pseudograminearum CS3096, 417 nucleotides. RefSeq lists its product as uncharacterized. Bases 1 to 417 code for a protein of 138 amino acids. The record is from RefSeq and is a predicted model, not a curated record. The transcript has 2 exons. Lineage: Eukaryota; Fungi; Ascomycota; Sordariomycetes; Hypocreales; Nectriaceae.
AUGGCCAUGAUCUAUCGGAUGACCCUCUUUGUUGUGUACACCUCAAGUACCUCUGUUGAGAAGGCAUCUACCAGGCAUACUUGUCCAACUCAUGUCAUGGACUCGAGAAAGACACCAGGCACAACCGCCGAGUUAGCAUGUCAACGCUCUCGACGGCUCCAAUUUCCCAAGACUCAGCCCCGCGACGAGCCGACCGAGCUGGCAGCACACACUCCGACGAAGCCUAUCACGUUCAUAUUCAGAAGUUUUACGACGAUACCAUGCCAUCACGCGAGUUGGGCCCGACCAGGUGUCCAAUAUCGACAUACACACGAACUGUUCUGCAAGACGGAGGGCGUGAAUAGUUCUGGUGCAGCCACCAAGUUGGCCAUCAUGCUUUCACUCAGCAAGCCAGUGCGGCUUCAAGUCAUGUACUGA